AUGAAUCGCACACGGAUCGCCGGCCAUGGCCUGAGAAGGCUCAUCCAGGCUCCUCCACGGGGUACCAGAGGCAUCGUCACCGAAGCAGACGUCGUCAAGGCGAGGAAGUACUGUCAGUCGCAGCUUCAACAUAGCGACUACGAUGCUCACCUAAUCAGCCGCCUCGUUCCGGUCCGGACAGCAGACGCCUACCUCGCCCUUCGCAGCCUCAACCUCGAACUUGUCCGCCUCCCGGAGCUCGUCUCGAACCCGGCCAUCGGCCAGAUGCGCAUGCAGUUCUGGCGCGAGUCCAUCGACAAGACUUUCGCCGGCAAUCCCCCCGCCGAGCCCAUCUGCCUGCUCCUUCACCAGGCCCUCCAGGACUUGCGCGCGCGGUCGACCAGCGGCACGGCGAGCUCGAUCAAGUUCUGGGUGCAGCGCCUCAUCAGAACGCGCGAAAGGCACAUGGAUAACCGACCUUACGCAUCACUGGCCGCGCUGGAGGAGUACGCCGAGAACACGUACUCGACGCUCAUGUACGCCACGCUGGCCGCCAUGCCGCUGCGCUCAAUGCACGUGGACCACUUGGCGAGCCACAUCGGCAAGGCGUGCGGCAUCGUCGCUGUCCUGCGCGGUAUCCCCGUACUCGCGGCGCCCCAGCAGCAACUCGCGAAAUCGCACGCCGGACCGGGCGGCGGGCGCCAGGACCCUGCGUUGCUGCUCCCGCUUGACGUCAUGGCCGAGGCCAACCUGCGCGAGGAGGACGUCUUCAGGUACGGCCCGCAGGCGGAGGGGUUCCAGGACGCCGUGUUCGCGGUGGCGACGCGGGCCAACGACCACCUCAUCACGGCGCGCGAGAUGCUCAAGAGCCUCCAGGCCGGUCAGGGAGCCGGACACGAAUUUGAGCACCAGGGCGAGGCGGAGCAUGUGUACGAGCACGAAGAAGACGACACGCAGCGGGAUAUCCGGCGUGGCUUCGGCGUGCUGCUCGAGUCGGUGCCGGCUCAGGAGUACCUCACGAAUCUUGAGGGGACCAACUUCGACCCCUGGGCUGUGAAGGCGAGCUGGAAGCUCCCUUGGCGUUUAUGGCGGGCCACGAGCAAAUAUCAGAUCUAA
Molecule: messenger RNA, 1095 nt
Organism: Colletotrichum higginsianum IMI 349063
Lineage: Eukaryota; Fungi; Ascomycota; Sordariomycetes; Glomerellales; Glomerellaceae
Product: Squalene/phytoene synthase
Exons: 2
Coding region: 1-1095 (364 amino acids)
Biological process (GO): mitochondrial respiratory chain complex I assembly; biosynthetic process
Cellular component (GO): mitochondrion
Source: RefSeq, a predicted model, not a curated record